Messenger RNA from Oreochromis aureus, 9495 nucleotides. Its product is annotated as rho guanine nucleotide exchange factor 12-like. The transcript has 36 exons. Gene Ontology annotation, cellular component: cytoplasm. Bases 655 to 4707 code for a protein of 1350 amino acids. The record is from RefSeq and is a predicted model, not a curated record. Gene Ontology annotation, molecular function: guanyl-nucleotide exchange factor activity; adenosine deaminase activity; G protein-coupled receptor binding. Gene Ontology annotation, biological process: intracellular signal transduction; G protein-coupled receptor signaling pathway; RNA processing. Lineage: Eukaryota; Metazoa; Chordata; Actinopteri; Cichliformes; Cichlidae.
CAAAUGCAUCACACAGCAGAGCAACGACCGCGACUCUUCGCACAAAUUAGCGAUAAGAUCGGCAGCGGGAUGCCCCAGAAAGCGCAAACCGUCCACACAACAGUGAACAACACCGGGACGUCGCGCAAAUAAGAGGGGGGGAAAAAGUUCAUUUUGGAUUCAGCAGCCAAAGUUUGACGUAAUUCUCCCCCGGACACCAGGAAUAGUCUGGAGUGUCAUCAUGGAAGUAUUUCCUAAGGAAAAACAAGAGAUUCUCUCUCUCUCUCUGAACUUGAAGGUAAUCUGAGAAUGUGAAAGCUGGGGGGAAAACCUUUUUCAGGCUGUUUUCUCUGAGGUUUUUUCCAGAUGUCCAUCUCCUGAUGCAGAUAGCGGCUGCUUUCUGAAAGAAGCGAAUUUCAUUUCAUCACUUCUGCUGGAGUUUAAACAGCUGGAUCGUCCCAUAGAUACAUAAAAACACACAUCCUGUGUCUCCGAGGAGCUUUACUAUUGAUUUUUUAAACCUUCAUGCUGGAUGUAAAGACUCGGCAGCGUUUCGGGGACGUGCAUGGACGCGUAGGAGACGAAAUGAAGAAGCAGUUUUAGUACAGAAGAGUCGGGGGUUAUGAUGGUAAUGUUGUUUGGGUGAAGUCUUCGGAAACUCACAAGGGAAGCCCAAUGAGUGGCACACAGUCAACACUCGCUGACAAGACUCCGAGCAUUCUCAACAGGGAGCCCACAGACUGGAAGCCAAAGAAUGAGAAACCCUCUCCUUCCCUCAAAAAUGAGUUCGACCCUACAGGUCUGGUCCAGCGCUGUGUGAUAAUCCAGAGAGAUGAAAAUGGCUUUGGGCUGACAGUAAGUGGAGACAACCCUGUGUUUGUGCAGCUGGUCAAAGAAGAUGGAGCUGCAAUGCGAGCUGGUGUGCAGACAGGAGAUAGGAUCAUUAAGGUUAACGGGACCUUAGUUACACAUUCAAACCACCUAGAAGUUGUAAAGUUGAUAAGAUCGGGCUCCUAUGUAGCCCUGACAGUGCUGGGGAGGCCUCCAGGGCUUCCUCAGAUCCCCCUGGAAGAGGAGAAGGAAGGGAACGAGGAAGGAGGAGACACUCUCUCAGCACCCCACUCACCUGCACUGUCAGGUGGGGAGCAAGGCAGCUUCUUGACCAGCAGCACACCCUGUAGCCCUCAGGACAACACCACAUCCUCCUCUCUGUCUGAUGGGGAAGGAGCCACGGCUUCCUGGAAUGGUGAGAUUGAGGAUGGAGACGGUGGGUCUCCUCUGAAGGAACAGACCUCACCCACACCGUGUGACAAUGGCCCCCUGAUCAAUAACAACUCAGUUCACAGCAGCCCUCUCUCUGACACUGUGGGCUACAGAGGGACUCCCUGUCAGAGCCCAGACAUUAGUCGGAGGGAUGGCCUCAACAUCUGCACAUCGCCAGAGGCUGAGGAUGCCGCUGACACACACCCCAAUACCCAUUACAGUGGUGGUAGCCCUCCUUACCUCGUAAACCCUCAGAUUAUUGGAGCAGAAGACGACUACUUUGAAUCCUCACAAGAACAGAUCAAUGGCGAGUGUACCUGUUUCCAGAGUAUUGAGUCGCUGAAGUCUCGGCCGGCACACCUCGCAGUUUUCCUCCACCAUGUGGUCUCACAGUUUGACCCUGCACCUCUGCUGUGUUACCUCUACGCUGAUAUGUACAAGCAAACCAACUCCAAAGAAAGUCGACGCUUCUUUAUUGAAUUCCACACGCUAUUCAUGGAUCGAACUGCAAAUCUUAAAGUGCCGGUGCCAGAGACCGUUUCUGCUGAGCUAGAGAAGCGAAGGCUGGACUUGAUCCCAGACAGCCUGUGUAAACAGUACAUUCAGACGUUACAGGACGCGCUGUUACCAGACCUGCACAGGAACCUGGAAGACUUCAGACAGAAGCGCAGCAUGGGUCUGACGCUGGCCGAAGACGAGCUCUGUAAGUUGGACUCUGAGCCAGGAAGAGACCAGCAGGCCUUGGAGAAGGAAUGCUCCUGUGCUGAACACAUCCUCUUCAAGAUAGAGGAUAUCCUGUUGACAUCACAGAACUCAGAAGAGGAGAAGUGGCAAACAAUGCAGUAUGUGAUUCUCACCUACAUGAAGCACCUCGGAGUGAAAGUGAAGGAGCAUCGAGGCCUCGAACAUAAACGUGCUCGCAUCACUUUCCUCCCUAGGAUUAAGUUUCCCAACAUCCGCCCCCCUCGGCGUCCGAGCAGAGUGGACCCCACCCCAGUCGUGAAAGCUGUGGACCAGAUCAAGCAGCGUCCGCCAAAGCUUCCUCAGUCGCCCCUUGGCAUCUCUGAACCAUCAGACCUGUCCACCACAAGUCCUGGACGGAUCCGCGAUGGAUCAGAUACCCAAUUUUUGCCUGCCACCACCCUUCCUACGCACAGCUCCCCCACCACUCAGGUCUCAGAAGCAGGCGGACAAGAGUCAGAAUCCAAUGUCUCUCCGUUCUGCAUCCAGCCCAGACCAGGCGACAGUGUGCAGUCUGCUGACAACCACGACGGCGUCUCCGGUCCAACCGGCACUCAGUUCGACUUCAGCCCCACCACAGUGGAGCAGCGGGAUGAAGAUCAGGAGGCCUUCAGGAUGGAGGUACAGGGUGACAUCCAGAGUGAAGAUGACCAAGGCGGAGAGGCUGAGUGUGAAGAAGAUCCUCUGAUCUGGCAGGUACUGGUCCCUCGAGGCGUCCUGAUGAGCUUAACGCAACAAGAGAUCAACCGGCAGGAAGUCAUCAAUGAGCUGUUCUACACUGAGCGUGCCCACUUGAGGAUGCUGAAGGUGCUGGACUGUGUUUUCUGCCAGAGGCUGAACAGGGACGGCAUCCUUCCACCAGAAGACAUAAAGCACAUCUUUAUCAACCUGGAGGAAAUCAUUCAGCUUCAUGUCUCUAUAACAGAACAAAUGACUGCAAUCAGGAAGAGGAACGAGACGUCAGUGAUCGGUCAGAUCGGAGAUGAUCUCCUGGGAUGGUUCAGUGGGGAGGAAGAGCAAAAGUUAAAGAGAGCAGUGGCAACCUUCUGCAGUAACCAGCCGUCUGCACUGGAGCUCAUCAAGACGAGGCAGAAGAAAGACCAGAAAUUCAACCUGUUCAUGCAGGAAGCUCAGAGCAACCGUUUGUGUCGCAGGCUGCAGCUCAAAGACAUCAUCCCUGUAGAAAUGCAGAGAGUGACCAAAUACCCGCUCCUGCUGGAUAACAUUGCCAAGUACACAGAGGACAUUGAAGAAAGGAAAAAGGUGAAGAGAGCUGGAGACUGUUGUAAAAAGAUCCUCAACCAUGUCAACCAAGCUGUGAAAGAGGCUGAAAACAAACAGCGGCUCGAGGAGUAUCAGAGAAGGUUAGAAUUCUCGUCUCUGAAACAGAGUGAAAACCCUGUGAUCCUGGAGCUGAAGAAUCUGGACCUCACCAAGAGGAAGAUGGUUCAUGAGGGUCCUCUCUCCUGGAAAGUCAAUAAGGAAAAGACAAUUGAACUGUACACACUCCUCUUGGAGGAUAUCAUGGUCUUGCUGCAGAAACAGGAUGAGCGCCUGGUCCUAAAGUUUCAUGGCAAAAACACGGCCAGUGUUGUCGACACCAAGCACACCUUCAGCCCCAUCAUCAAACUCAACACGGUCUUGGUUCGACCUGUCGCAACUGACAACAAGUCUUUCUUCGUUCUGUCCAUGUCCGAAAACGGGGCUCAGAUCUACGAGCUGACGGCUCAGACGGUGUCUGAUCAGAGAAUGUGGCAACAUCUGAUCACACAGUGUGCGGACGCCAUGAAGGCCAAACCCCACAGGAGGGACACGCCUCCACCUCAGUCUGAUGCGGAGCGGGAUGCUAUUAAUAUAAUCAACAAUGGGAUGCCUAAACUGAGCAAAGAUGAGACGCAGAGUGUCCAUUCUGCAGAUAUCAGCAUCUCCGAUAAAGAGGCCGCCUCUACUUCAGACAUUCAAGAUCCACCGGAGAGUCUGAACCCCUUCGAUGGGUUGAGAUCAGAAGAUGAAGAAGAGGAGCUGCCAAUGACAGACAGGCAGGAGGAAGAGGAGCAGAAUGGAGAGGUGGAUGAAGCGGAGCUAGAGGCUUUCCUGGAUGGGCAGCUGGCGGAGAGACUGCUGCAGGAAGGUUCGCGGCUUGGCAUUGCCCUUGAAAAUGAAGAAGCGCACAAUGCUUUUGUCAUGCCUUGCUCCAAAGCUGAAGAAGCUCUAAAGACACUGGCGAUGCUGAAGCAGGCAGUCUUCACACACAUGUUAAGCAGAGAAGCAGAGGAGGAAACGGAGGAGAGCAAGCCGAGUGGAGCCCGUGGGAGUCAGUCGAGUCCUUCUUUGCCUGAGAGCCCAGAGGGGCCCUCUGCUACCUGUGAUGGGAGCCAGGUGUCUGAAAGUUUACAGAAAGAAGACCUGCAGCCUCCACCUGAGGCUGCUGAACGUAAUGGUGGCUUUGUGGUCCUGGAUUUCCCCGGCUCUGAGGAAAGCAGCACUGAUGAUGAUGUCGGAGUUGGAAGUGAUGUUGGGAUCGACAUGAGGAAACUGCUGUCUUCUUCCUCGCAGAUGGGAGGCGGAGGCCCCAACCUCAGUCGGCAGCUCAUGACCCACCUGCGCCUCCUACAGGCCGAUCUGCAGUAUCUUAAGGACAUAGAGCUGAAGUACAACGAACUGCGACAAACGCACGGCGACGCAGCCACAGACUCCGAUGACAACAACGAUGGGAUUCAGUGACAAAAGGCUUCCUGCUCUCUCGGCUGUCAGAGCCAAGUUUCAUGUCGCUGCGUGCUCACCUUCCUCCACCUUUUACCACUAAAGGAUUAAUGUCUGAUCUCCUACUUCAAAGGACUGGGUCAUCGUCGCAGUCUGAAUUACUCCACUAUAAACUCUUUCACAAAGCAGGAGCAGAAGAGACAUAUCACCGAGUUAUUCAUGGACACUUUUUACUAUAAUUAUAAUAAUCACUGACUGCAUAAAUUAUCUGAAACACUGGAUAUAAUGAAUGGAAAAAGGCUAAGCCGACCAUCUGACGUCACAGAUGUUCAGCAGAGAAGAAGUGAGACAUUAUGACUGUGACCAGUACUGAAGGAAGAUUUUCCUCUUCAAAUCUCAGUGUAAAAACCUGCAAUAGAAAAUAACCUCUACAUUAUAGAUAGAGUCGAUAUACAAGUGCUCAAUAAAAUGCCAAAAUGGAAGGCUAAAACACUCAUUCCAACCAUAAAAUUUACCCAGGUGGGAUUUAAUGCUGUUUUUAGCCAAGCUUUGCAUUUAAUGUUAAGCAGGUGACGGUCUGCUUUGGAUCAAAUAUCUAACAAAAACUCUGAAGCUCACAAAUUUACACCCUGUAUAUUUUUUCAAUUACAAGCACAAAUAUAGUAAGGCGGUUUAAUGCUGUGAUUUCUAUACAAAGACUCAUAGACGUGUCAGUUUCAAAUGUGUAUUCCACCGGUGGUUUCUGGAGGGUUGCAGAGAGGUAUGUGGUGCUGCAGCAAAAAAAUGCUCCUUGCAAACCCUUUGAUCGCUAGCAGAUUCUAUUGGUUGUCCAUAGCUUGCAUGAAAGAUGUCAACUUAUCUUAAAAAGCAUUCGACAACUACUUGCUUAGCAGUAAAAACCAGAAACUUUAAAGUUGACUUGUGAGUUUUCAAGUUGUUUGCAGACAAAACAGCCUCUUUCGUGCAAACUACAGGCAGCUGUGGCAGUCUAUUGGCCAAAGCAAUCACACCAGUCACUUUGUUCCCCAGUGACGAGUGGUUGUCUGGGUAUUUUCUAUUUUAAUUUUAAAUUCUAAGACCUUAACAAAUCAGUGGGCUUUAGAGUUUGCGAUAGGUGUUUUUUUCCUCCCUGCUUUUCAGUCUUAGCUAAGCUCAGCUAAGCUAGCACACUUGACCGGUCUGGACUUUACGCACAGUAUAUGAUGCUUGUAUUUGCCGCAUUAACACAAUUUCAGGAAGACCAAGAUGAUUCUCAUUAUUCUGAUUUCGGAGCAUCAGAAAAGCUAAAUACGAAUUUGUUGUAAAUUUGCUUUUAUUGUGUUACAUACUGUAUGUGUAGGUUGUUAACAAGUGACACCAGAUGGAAACAAAACAGUGUGACGUUCCUUUUAGCUCAGUUGAUCAAAUUAGUGCUAAUACUGAACUUUAUGUGGGUUUAACUUUGACUUUGCAGCUGCGAUGCUCUCAGUUUAUGAGAUAAAUUGGAGGAUUUAGAAGUUUUAAUUUCUCACUGACUGUGGGAUACAUUCUAUAGUUAAGAUUUGAUUCAUUAACAUGAACGUCUCAUUUUAAGUAAGAAAAAAAGGAAAAGUGAAAAUCCCAGUUUCUUAUGAUGGCAGGUUGAUUUAGCGUUUUAUCUCAAGAAAACUAAAAGGUAAUUUAUUGAGAUAAUAAGAUGGUCUAUCCCAGAAGCAUUUUGUUUUCCUGUUAUUAUGUGAAGAUUAUAGGAAAACCCAAUAGCUCUUACCUACCUUGACUACUUAUGAAUUGCAGAAUUACUAAAGUGGCAUGUGCUGCUUCAGCUGGGCUAAUCCUAAUAAUUAGAGGACAACAGGGACCUUUUUUAACGGACUGGCACAGAGUGACCAAGAACAAGGUUUGGUGAAUCCAACUGGAAUCUAAAAAUUCAAUUAAAAUUAAAUACAUUGAGAAGAAGUGGCAUAGAAAACAGUAGGUACACUUUUCAAGCAUAUUCACAGUCCUGUGCCUUAAUACAGUAUUACUAACAUUAUAGUAGAAUUACAUGCAUGUGUGCAAGAGUUUAAAAUAUUUUUUGCAUUACAGCUGUUCCAGAGUCAUGUAAGAAGUAUCCAGACUUGAGUUUAAAAUAAAUCCUACAAAAGAAGUAGGCAAUUAAACAAGAAAUAAAAAAGUUUCUGCAUAAAAGUAAAAGUACUCCUUAUGUAAUAUGACCUUUCUUUGAGUCUAAUACAUGAUACUGUAUUGCUGGAUCAUAAUUCAUUAUGUUUAUAUACAGUGGUGUGAAAAAGUGUUUCCCUUCUUCCUGAUUUCUGAGUGUUUGGCAUAUUUCUGACAGUUAAAUGUUUCUGAUCAUCGAACAAAUGUUAAUGUUAGACAAAGAUAACAUGAGUAAAUACAAAAUGCAGUUUUUAAAUGAUGGUGUCAGUGAUUAAGGGAGAAAAGUUAUCCAAACCUGCCUGGUCCUGUGUGGAAAAUUAGCUGAGUUCAGUUUCACCAAACAGGCCUGAUUACUGGCAGACCUGUCUGACAAAGUGACGCAGGCUAAAAGAUCUCAAAAAGCAACACACCAUGCUACAAUCUAAAGAAACAGCUAAGUAGCAAAGUCACUGACAUCUAUCAGUCUGGAAAGGGAUACGAAAUCCAUUUCUAAGGCUUUGGGACUCCAGUGAACCACGGUGGGAGCCAUUAGUGACCGGCCGACCAAAAUUAGCACAUCAACGAAUCAUCCAGGAGGUCUCAAAAGAACCCAGAACAACAUUAAAGAACCGCAGGCUUCACAUAUCUAAGUUAAAGUCAGAGGUCAUGAUUCAACAAUAAGAAAGAAACUGGGCAAAAAUGGCAUGCAUGGGAGAGUUCAAGAUGAAAACCAAAAAGAACACAAAGGGUUCUGCAGCAGGACAAUGAUCCAAAACACACCAGCAAGUCCACCUCUGAAACAAAAGGAAGACUGGAGUGGCCCAGUCCAAGUCCUGACCUGAAUCCGACUGAGAUGCUGAGGAGGUGGUUUCAUGCUGGGAAAUCCUCUCAAUAAAUGGGUGAAAAACAAGAAUUCUGGGCCAAAAUUCCUCUACAGCUCUGUAAAAGACUCAUUGCCAGUUACUGCAAACGCUUGAUUGCAGUUGUUGCUGCUAUGGGUGGCCCAACCAGUUAUUAGGUUUAGGGUAUUCACUUUUUCACACAGAGCUAUGUAGGUUUGGUUUUCUCUCCUAAUAAUAAACAACUUCAUUUAGAAAGUGAACUUUGUGUUUAGUUGUUAUCUUUGUCUUAUAUAUAAAUUUGUUUGAUGAUCUGAAAUAUUUAAGUGUGGCAAACAUACAAAAAACAGGAAAUCAGAACGGGGGAUAGCCAUUUUUUUUACAUCACUGUAAGGCAUUAGUGUGUAUGUCACUUUAAUUUUGCAACUGGUGAUAAUUUAAUUAUUUACUGCUGUGUAACAGUACAGUAAUUGAAUUGAACCCCUCCUCCUAUCCAUGCUCUCAUCCAGUAACGCUGAACAUUGUAAGAUUUGCAGUGUAACUGAGCUGUGCGAUGACACCAGGAAGUAACAAUAACUUCUUUGAGGUGGGGAAGGGCAGUGCCACCCCGUACCAAUCUUGAAUACGCCCAUGUAGGAAAGAUCUGAACAGAAAUAAUAACAUAACUAAAUAAAUAACUUGUUCAUCUCACUAGAAAACAAGUUUAAUUGCCUCAAGAUAAAUUACUAGAUAAAUUGAUUUGUUCUCACAAGAUGAAAAAUUGCGUUAAAAAAUCUUUUUAAUUAUGUGCAUGUCCGUUAUCAUCAUCUGUAUUCCUCUAAUUACUAUACGCUUGCCAGUUACCAUUGCCUCUGUAUGAUUUUGGAUAGAAAUGCAAUGCUGUAUAGCAGCUGACUUAAACAGUCACAGAAUUUAAACAACCUGAAGCACUUAAAUGUAGCAAAAAACAAACAAAACAAAAAACUAAUGUCCCCAGUCUGCAGUCCAUCAGUUUUAUCUUUCUAUCAAAUAAACAAUAAAUCAAAAAACAAACAAAAAUCACUCAAAAAUAAAAUGCAGAUGGACAAAAAACUCUGAAAAUAAUGAUUCAGAUGGUUGAUUGAUGUUGUUGAUUGUAGGUUUCCCAGUUGUUUUGUCCAACCUGUGUUUAAUCUGUAAAAAUACGUUCACGCGGCAUCUGCACCUCACUUUUAAGGUUGGACUGAAAAUAUAUUCACCGGCCACAAGACUGCGCCGUGGCUCCAGUUUGUGGAUAAAUAUGUUCAGGCAAAAACGAUGACUGCUUUGGACUGUGUUCAGGGUAAAGGCGUAUAUUGUACAAUGACUGCAUGUCAGUAAUUUUGUUCGUGCUUUUACUUGCACCUUUUUGUUUCACACCAUGCUAUCAUGUAAUGCUUUAACACAACCUGCUCAAAAAGAGGAGAAUUAAUCCAUUUUAUAAAUGUUAUUUUAAAUGUUAUAUUUUUUGUUACAUUGUUAUUAACUCUGUUAACAUGUUUAUGACACAAGAAGCUCCUUUUUUGUGAAAAUUAAGGAAAAGAUGAAUGGGAAUUUUUGUUUACUUUUAGUUCAUCUUGAUGGGGAAGCGAGAUAACAGACUUGGCUUAAAAAAUGAGCUAAACUUUGCCCUGAAAAGUGAAGCGAAUGCUCAAGUGCCUUAAACUUGUUUUUGUCCUACUGGCCAGCAGGGGGCAGUACAUCUGGUUACAAAAAGAAGUCCGGUUGUACAGAAGUCUAUGUGAAAAUGACCCUACUGCUGAUUGACUGAGUAAACAGUUUUCAUGUGCAUCAAUGGAACAUGAUGUUUAGUUUGUAUUCCCUAUUACGAUAAUAAAUCAGGGUUUAGGAUGCA